Molecule: messenger RNA, 4031 nt
Organism: Clupea harengus (Atlantic herring)
Lineage: Eukaryota; Metazoa; Chordata; Actinopteri; Clupeiformes; Clupeidae
Gene: spns2
Product: SPNS lysolipid transporter 2, sphingosine-1-phosphate
Biological process (GO): lipid transport; transmembrane transport; sphingosine-1-phosphate receptor signaling pathway
Cellular component (GO): membrane
Molecular function (GO): sphingolipid intramembrane carrier activity; transmembrane transporter activity
Source: RefSeq, a predicted model, not a curated record
CUUCUGUCUUCUGUUCGCAAGUCAACGUAAUAUCAAUGAUCCAUGUGUGGAAGACAAAAUAGCUGUCGUCUUAUGUACUCAUUUCAUUUUCAUCAUGUGGUGCAGACGUAUGGACAUUUUAGAUAGCCUGGUUAAAAAAAUGAACAGUAACCUGACAGAGUUUAGGCUAAAACGACUACUUUCCAUCUUUGUGCAAAGAUGAUCACCGUUAAGUUGCAGUGUGUGAAAAUCUCAGAGGAGAGUUUAUGAGUAUUGUGACGAGGGAAAAAUUCUACUUUCAAUACAGAAAUACAGAUUAUCAGUAAAAAAUGUGUUUUCUAAAGAAAAAAACACGAGGACUGUACAAUUUAUUCGCACAACUCAUGUUGUGGACACCUGGCAACUUUGCGUUAAAUGUCCUACGCGGUCUUUCGAUUCUAACGACUUACUGUAAAUAUUUCUACUGUGCCGUGGUCUGCCUAGCGUCACAACCAGUUCAGUCUACAAAAAUAACACAAUCUAUAGACAAUGACCCUGCUACAAAGACGACGAGGGAUGUGUCACCGCCAACAUUUUUUGACAUGCACUCAGCUCGCUCAAGACUCAGGUUGCAAUUCCCCGCAUUCUCUCCUCACAUCAGGUGCCACCUUCUGCAUUCGCUCUGGGGCAUAGGAGAGGCGGAGUGUCCACCAGCGGCCACACCUCCUUUCACUCCACAGCGCAGGCAGGGAAAAACGCCUUGAGGAGCUGCUGAGUCCGUCACUAUAUUGCUGGUAAAAUAUGAACCAGGACAAGAAAUUUGUUUCCCAACAACUACGAAAUCAGCACAGCGAUUAACGUUUGACUGCAGCUGCUUUGCUACCGGGAUUUUCUGCCCUGCCAUCCAUUCACCGUUUUUAUCUGUAGUGUGGACAUUUCUCGUUUGCGCUGGAUCUCUCGUGUCAGAAGAUGUGUGUGGAGAGCGAUGGAUGCGAGAUAGAAGGCUGCGGCAGUUCGGAUGAAGUGCACACGCUGUCUGGCAGUAUGAGCCCGACUCUGAAGACGAGCCCGGACCUUCAUCCUUGUAAGCCGGGGGAGAAAUUCAGAGCCGCGUUACUCAAAUGCCGCUCGCCGACUGCCGCCGCCGGGAUACUCAGUUUUGGAAACGUGCUCAACUACAUGGACAGAUACACAGUGGCAGGUGUUCUGCUUGACAUCCAGCAGCAUUUUAAAGUAUCUGACAGUGGAGCCGGCUUGUUGCAAACGGUGUUCAUCUGCAGCUUCAUGAUCGCCGCCCCCGUCUUCGGUUACCUGGGCGACCGCUUCAACCGGAAGGUCAUCCUCAGCUGCGGCAUCUUCUUCUGGUCCGCUGUGACCUUGUCCAGCUCCUUCAUCACCAACAAGGAGCACUUCUGGCUGUUUGUGCUGUCCAGGGGCCUGGUGGGGAUAGGCGAGUCCAGCUACUCCUCCAUCUCCCCCACCAUCAUCGGCGACCUUUUCACCAACAACAGCCGGACCAUGAUGCUGUCGGUCUUCUACCUAGCCAUCCCACUGGGGAGUGGUCUGGGCUACAUUCUGGGCUCCACUGCCAAGGAGGCCGCAGGAGAUUGGCACUGGGCACUCAGGGUGUCCCCGUUCCUGGGCAUGACUGCGGGAACCCUGAUCCUGUUCUUGGUGCCGGAGCCCAAGCGAGGCAGCGCAGAACUCGGUGCCAAAUUAAAAACCCGGACCUCCUGGGUCUGUGACAUGAGAGCGCUGCUCAAAAACCGCAGCUUCGUAUUCUCCUCCCUGGCCUCAGCGACUGUGACCUUUGCCACGGGCGCCUUCGGCACCUGGAUCCCUCAGUAUCUGUUCAGGGCACGAGUGGUGCAAAAAUCCGCCGAGUCCUGCGUUGUUUCACCGUGCAACAGCCAUGACAGUCUGAUCUUCGGGGCGAUUACGUGCGUGACGGGUCUGCUGGGCGUGGUGAUCGGUGCCGUCACGACCCGGAUGUGCCGGCAGAGGACGGAACGGGCUGACCCGCUGGUUUGCGCCGUCAGCAUGCUGGGUUCGGCCAUCUUCAUCUGCCUCAUCUUCGUCACGGCCAAGAAGAGCAUAGAGGGAGCCUACGUCUGCAUCUUCAUUGGAGAGACGCUGCUCUUUUUAAACUGGGCCAUUACGGCGGACAUUUUAAUGUUUGUUGUCAUACCGACACGAAGAGCCACUGCGGUAGCCCUCCAGGGCUUCGUAUCCCAUCUACUAGGGGAUGCAGGAAGCCCAUCUCUCAUUGGCCUGAUCUCCGACGGCCUGCAGCAGACCUACAAGUCAUCCGUGCUCUGGCAAUUCCUGAGCCUGGGCUACGCGCUCAUGCUGUGUCCCUUCGUCAUCGUCCUGGGGGGGAUGUUCUUCCUCGCCACGGCCCUCUUCUUCCUGGACGACAGGGAAAAGGCAGAGAAACAGAUAAGCCAGCUCACCAGCCAGCUCACCAGGCCACCAUCCUCGGUCAAGGUCAACAAGUGAAGAGAGGCCAGCACCUGAUGGCUGCACAAGGUGCCUGGCUAGAGAGGGGAAGAAGGAGCAGCUCACCCACUGGACAUCCUAGACUAUCUACGUCGAUCAUCUCUUUAUCAAAGCAAACGACACCUCCUUGCUCUCAUAUUUUAUUUAUUUUUCUUUCUUUCUCUCACUCUCACUCUCUCUCUCUCUCUCUCUCUCUUGCUUCCAUUUCUUGGAGGCUGCUCGUAACUGGAGCCACGGCAUGGUCACCUCACUAUGUGGGCACUGCCUUGUGUCCGAUAAAAAAAAAAAAAAGCCAGCCGAACAGCAGCUGGUGAUGCCUCCCAUGCUGAUGCGGCUGAAUAGGGGAGGGGGGCAUGGAGCCAAAAUGGCGCCCGUGUGGAUGAGCCCGUGUGUUAGUGCCAUACUACUGAAAAGAGGCACAGUGUCCGUCACGAUGCCUGUCAAUCUGCACCAAGUGCCAUGUCAUUCCAUCCCCUCACAGCCCCCCCACUGGUUCCCCACCCUAAGCUACACGGUGUCACUGGCUGCCCCUCCUCCCAAACGAAAAAAAAAAAAACAGGAUGAAUACUGGAAAGCAAGUAGUGGGAAAACAAACACACACACACACACACACACCCACCCACACACAAGCAAACCAACAUGGAGUCAGUGACGUCUCAGUCACCCUUACUGAUGAAAGACUGGAAUGCCAGCCUUAACAGAUAUACAAGCCCCUCUUUUUCUUUUGUUUUUCUCUUGUCUUUUUUUUUAGCACUUAUUCCAAAAAGGAGUUUCAGCUACAUCACACUGUCAAUCGCAAAAAGACGACAGACAUCACUUGACACAUCUUUUGUAGUGCUUGUCAGCAUCGUUGUUUGAAACUGGAGGUCCAAGCCUAUGAUUGUUUCAAAGGGUUGGCGAAAGGGAGAGGAGUGCAGCCCAGUCAUCGUUACAAGACACUGGAGAUGUCUUAUCUUUUUGUACAACUUUAAAAAAAAAAAAAAAAAAGUGAGUAGAGAAGGCCAAACACGCAUACACUGGCUUCAGCGCGUACAGGUGCCUCAGCUCAGCGCUCAGCAACUGGAGGAGGAGGAAGAGGAAUUUUAACAAGUAAACGAAGCAGACACCGCGGUGGUUUAACCUCGCCAAAGCCUUUCUUUUUUUUCAUGUAGGGAUUCCUUACAGUUUGUUGGCUUUGAGAUGUCCUGGAAUCCACCCACUGAGAGAAUGGCAGCCUCAUUAAGCCGGGUUUGAAAUGCCCCUGGUUGACUCUCUGAGAAUAGAAGUCUUUGUACACAGCUUUUUUUCUCUACCUACCCGUUGUAGAUAUCUAGUUUCUCAAAGGACAGAGGAAAAGAGAUUAAGAGGAAAAUAAGUGUCUUUCAAUUAUGAAGUUAAUUAAAGACAGACGUUUAUCCCCUGGAAGAGGUCAUUUUACCCACGGCCGGGCCCGGAUGAGCCGUUAACUUGACUGGACGGGAGGCAUUCCACAUGUGAUGAUAGUUAAGCAGCAUGGCAAGGUUUUAGUGCUUUCUCCGUUUUACAGCUGACCUGUGGUCAGUUCAUGUGCUGCUUGAGAACAACAAACAAUUUAG